UUCUUUCUUUCAUUUUCUUGAUUUUGCAGGCUUAGGAAGAAUUUUUUUUCUUUCCAUAAUUUUGAUUGUCUUCGUCAGUGUAACAGUAAUCUUUUCUUUGAUUUUAUUCUCUCAUUAUCGUCUCUUUUUCUGGAGUGUGAAGAAGGUUUUGGAACAAGUGUCCUUCUCAAAAUUUGUUUUAGGGGUUUUUAAUUUAAUUUUGUUGCUUCAAAACCCCAAAAAGACAUGAACAACAACAGGUCUUUCAGUACUACUACCACCAUCAGUGAAGACUACAUGUUAUUCCCUUAUAAUGACCAUUAUUCUUCACAACCACUACUCCCUUUUAGCCCUUGUUCUUCCAUUAACGACAUCUUGAUUCACUCCAACUCCAACCCCAACAUAUUAAGCCAUCAUCUUGACCAUCGUUAUCAAUUCUUACAAGCACCUUCUUCUUUUUCUCAAUUCGAAUUCGUCCCGGAUUUUGCCCUCCUCCCCUAUCUCCACCAACAAAACAACGGCCAUAAUGAUAACAAAACCACCAGUGACCAUCAUCAUCCAUCACUUCUUCCCUUGAACAACUCUAUUGGAGAAUCUCUCGCUGAGCCCUCGGAAACCAUAACCACCCACAUAGAAGAUUCCCAGAGAAACUCAACUUUUCAAGACCCAAAAAUGAAUAAAGUAAAAAAACCAAGCAGAACGGACCGUCACAGCAAGAUCAAAACGGCGAAAGGGACAAGAGAUCGUAGGAUGAGACUCUCACUUGAUGUCGCCAAAGAGUUGUUCGGCUUGCAAGACAUGCUGGGAUUCGACAAAGCCAGCAAAACUGUGGAGUGGUUGCUCACACAAGCCAAACCGGAGAUCAUAAAGAUUACGAGCAGCCUUUCUAACCAGUUUAAGCAUGGCGGACCGGCGAUAGGAUCAAUGCACACAUCGUCUGAUCUAUGCAAAAUUGGAUCAAUGUGGACAGUCGAGGAUGGAGGCAGCAAUACUAACUCGACCGAAACAAGAGAAAAUAAGGUGGAUGGGAGAUUGAUGAGAGGGAAGAGAAAGAUGUUGCAGCCACGAACGCCUAUUUUGAAGAAGUUGUCCAAGGACGCCAGAGAGAGAGCUAGAGAGAGAGCAAAAGAUAGAACAAAGGAGAAGAUGCUGAAGAGAAUAUCACAAGUAAAUAUUUUGGAUGAAGAAGCUCAUAAUCAUCAUGAUGAGAUAGCAAAGGACAAUAAAAGCCAUGUGAAUUGCAAGUCUUUUGAGGUGGCGCCCUGCGAAGAAGAGAUCGAACAACUUCUUUGUAAGAACGAUGAUUUUGCAGUUUGCAAUGAAUUUGUGGCCAACAAAUUUAGUUCAUCAUUUCCAAUGCCUAAUCACCAUCGCAGCCAAGAGACAGCCAGCUCGCUAGAUCAGAUUGAAAGGCGCCGUUUUUACGAUUGACAGAUUAUAUUAUUUGCCAAAUUUCAUUUGUUAGUUUGGUUACGUGCCUUGCAGCAGCAGCGUCAGUUUAUGGAUUUUCAUCACUACUUGGAGAGACCAAGAGACCUCAUGUACAACUACCAUAAUAUGUGCUGAUAUCGAUUAACCGUUAAUUUUUAGAAAAAUUAUUUGUUGAGCGAUACUGUGCCACAUAUUAAAGUGAUGUAAAAUAAUCAAAGUCUUUUGUAUAAUAUUGUAUUUCUAUAAACGCAUUUUGUUAAUAUAAUAUAUGCGUGUUGAG
Messenger RNA from Raphanus sativus (radish), 1690 nucleotides. Its product is annotated as transcription factor TCP18-like. The record is from RefSeq and is a predicted model, not a curated record. Gene Ontology annotation, molecular function: sequence-specific DNA binding; DNA-binding transcription factor activity. Gene Ontology annotation, biological process: regulation of secondary shoot formation. The transcript has 4 exons. NCBI's taxonomy places the organism in Eukaryota, Viridiplantae, Streptophyta, Magnoliopsida, Brassicales, Brassicaceae. Gene Ontology annotation, cellular component: nucleus. The coding region runs from base 226 to 1410 and encodes 394 amino acids.